CCACCGUCUGCCACAGCCACGGCAACGCCUCGCCACAUGCUGCACAGCUAAUAAGGGUCAAAGGGCCGCGCGGACCGGGGAGCCCACGCGUCGGUGGCUCUGGGGUUGGUGGUGUCGUAGAUUAAUUUGCCAGGGCUGCGUGCGCCAGCGAGCUCGGGUUUAAAACGCCGCGCUCACCACCGCUUCUCCCGUCCCUUCUUCCGUGUCCACCCUUCCUUCUCCUUCCUCGCGCACCCACACUCUCUCUACUUCUGCAGCCGACAGCCGCCAUCCCGGAGUCCGGAGUCCGCACCAGGAAGGUGACGGAGCCUCGAGCGCCAUUCCCAUGGCGGACAAGAUCUCCACGAUCGUCCUCAAGGUUGACCUUGAAUGCGAGAGAUGCUACAAGAAGAUGAGAAGAGUCCUCUGCAAGAUCCAAGACAAGAUGAACAUCAAGACGAUCUCGUUUGAUGAGAAGAGCAAUGCCGUGACGAUCUCGGGCCCGUUCGACGCCGAGAAGGUCUGCAACAAACUCUGCUGCGAGGCCGGCCGGGUCAUCAAGGAGAUGGACAUCAAAGGCAAGGAGAAGGCCAAGGACGGCGGCGGCGACAAGCCGAAGGCCGCCGCCAAAGGGGCCGAGAACAAGCCGGAAAAGGUCAAGGAAGCCAAGGGUGAGAAGGAGGGCGCCAAGGCCGAGAAGAAGGAAGACAAGAAGGAGGGCAAGGGCGAUAAGGAAGCGAAGCCGGACAAGGCGGAGAAAGGCGGCAAGGACGCGAAGGCAGAGGCCAAGAAGGUCCAGUUCAACUUGGACGAGGCGCCCCCCGCGGGGAACGCGAAGCCCGGCAAGGCCGACCUCGGCCCGCUCCUGGAGAAGAUGAUGGCGGCCAAGGCCGGGCCCGAGGCGCCGCGCGGCGAGCCGAUCGCGCCGCCGCCGGCGAUGGUGCCGGGCGCCGCGCAGGGCGUGGCCGUGCCGUCCAUCUGGCCCGCGCCGGCCGGGUCCGUCUCCGGGUACGGCUACAACCCGAGCUACGAGGCGUCGUCGUACUACGGCGGCGGCGGUGGCUACGGCGGCUACGGCUGCGGCUGCGGCGGGGGCAACGGGUACUGCCGGUGCGGCAAGCCGGCCGCGCCCGGCGGGUACUACGGCGUGCCGGUGUACGACAGCCAGGGGUGGUACUACGGCGGCGCCGGCGCCCGGCAGCCGUACUACGGGCAGCAGCAGCAACCGUGCUACGAGGACCCCAAUGCCGGGUGCAGCGUCAUGUGAUGGCGAUCGGCCAUGCCCCCAUGGAUGGAGAGACAGAGCAAUCAGUGUGCGGUCACACUACCGUGGCCAGUGCUGGAUUAAAAAGAAAAAUCUCCCCUUCUUUUUCUCUCUGUGCCGCCGUGUUCUUGUUUAUGCCUGUGGUUUUUGUUUAUUUAGGGAGUUGAGUUGAGCAUGUGAACAGGUAAGCUGCGAUGCUUAUGGUGGCUUAGCUUCUCUCUCUUUCUUUUCUUUUCUUUUGCGAUGAACUAUAAUCUAUAAUGAGAAGAAUAUAGUAGUAGUAUAUUUAGAUGAAACAAAUUGAGUGCUCCUGGAGUCAAA
Molecule: messenger RNA, 1564 nt
Organism: Setaria italica (foxtail millet)
Lineage: Eukaryota; Viridiplantae; Streptophyta; Magnoliopsida; Poales; Poaceae
Product: protein PYRICULARIA ORYZAE RESISTANCE 21
Exons: 3
Coding region: 326-1246 (306 amino acids)
Biological process (GO): regulation of defense response to fungus
Source: RefSeq, a predicted model, not a curated record